UCUGAAGAAAGUAGAGAAGAUGAGUCGGAAACCUAAAAUAAUUGUCUUUGAUUUGGACUAUACUUUAUGGCCGUUUUGGGUUGACACUCAUUUUACUCCUCCUUUUAAAAAGAAAGGAAGUGUUAUAGUAGAUGCACAUGGUAAAAUAAUACAUUGUUAUAAAGAGGUACCUGCUGUUUUGAAAAGGUUAUCAGAUGAAGGUUAUGAACUUGGUGUUGCUUCUCGUACGUCAGAAAUUCAGGGUGCUAACCAAUUAUUAAAUUUAUUUAAUUGGGAACAGUAUUUUAAGUAUAAAGAGAUAUAUCCAGGAAAUAAACUAACUCAUUUUUCUAAAAUUCAAAAGGCAUCAGGCAAUGAUUAUAAGGAUAUGAUAUUUUUUGAUGAUGAACACAGAAAUAUUGUGGACGUGAACAAACUUGGUGUUACUUGCAUAUUUGUAAGAGAUGGUGUAUCACACACAGUCGUAGAGAAUGCCUUAAAAGAUUUUUAA
Dufourea novaeangliae is the source of this 490-nucleotide messenger RNA. RefSeq names its product magnesium-dependent phosphatase 1-like. The record is from RefSeq and is a predicted model, not a curated record. NCBI's taxonomy places the organism in Eukaryota, Metazoa, Arthropoda, Insecta, Hymenoptera, Halictidae. Gene Ontology annotation, molecular function: acid phosphatase activity. The transcript is spliced from 4 exons. The coding region runs from base 20 to 490 and encodes 156 amino acids.